ACUCUGCCCAGGGGCAGCUCAUCCUCAUGCCAUCACAAAACCCCCUGCUCUACUGGUUUCCCUGGGUUCCCAAGCAAUUGUGCCAUCAGACCCCCCCAGGGGGCCCCUGGAGAAGCAAGGGAGGGCACAACCAAGGGUCAGUUCAGCACAAAAGGAUCCUCCCCAAGGGCUGCGCAUCUCCCUCGAGGACUCAGAACACACAUGACUCACCCCAUUUGAGCUCAGACAGGUGCAUCCUUGGGAAGCCCUAGGAUCCUGGCAUUAGGCGGGGUGCACUGAGCCCCCGAUGUCCCUAACCCUUUGCCAGCAUCCUCUGGCCCCGCAGAAGCAGCUGACAUGCCUGUCUCCAAGUGCCCACAUAAGUCGGAGCCCCUGUGGAAGGGAUGGGACCGGAAGGCCCAGAAGAAUGGACUGAGGCACCAGGUGUAUGCUGUCAAUGGCGACCGCUAUGUGGGUGAGUGGAAGGACAACAUGAAACACGGGAAAGGAACGCAGAUCUGGAAGAAGAAAGGAGCCAUCUAUGAGGGGGACUGGAAGUUUGGGAAGCGAGAUGGCUAUGGCACCCUCAGCCUUCCUGACCAAGAGACGGGAAGGCACAGGAGAGUAUACUCGGGCUGGUGGAAGGGCGAUAAGAAAUCGGGCUAUGGGAUGCAGUUUUUCGGACCCAAGGAGUAUUACGAGGGUGAGUGGUGUGGCAACCAGCGCAGCGGGUGGGGCCGCAUGUACUACAGCAAUGGCGACAUCUACGAGGGCCAGUGGUGCAACGACAAGCCAGAAGGGGAGGGCAUGUUGCGCCUGAAGAAUGGAAACCGCUACGAGGGCUCCUGGCAGAGAGGCAUGAAGAACGGCCCGGGACGUUUCUUCCACCUGAACCACGGUCAGCUGUUUGAAGGCUUCUGGGUGGACAACGUGGCCAAGUGUGGCACGAUGAUUGACUUUGGCCGUGAUGAGGCCCCUGAGCCCACCCAGUUCCCCAUUCCUAAGGCCAAAAUUCUCGACCCCGAUGGUGUGCUGGAAGCAGCUUUGGCCAUGUUCAAGAAGACAGAGGAGGAAGAAGAGGAAUGACGCCAGGUGAGGGGGCAGGCACGCCUGCCAGCCUCUGAUGUGGUGGGGUAGCUCCUAGGGUCUCCUUUGGCCAAGGAGCUCAGCGGCAGGACCAGAGAGGGUGGGUUUCUUAACUCUUACAGUCUAGCUGGUCCUUUUUGGUUCCUCUCCUUCAAAACUCAUUUCCCAGACCAGUUCAUUCCCGUCCUGCCCAAAUCCUCCCAUUUGCCUCCUGGGCUGAAUGCUGGAUUGGAGCCAGGUGGUCUGCUUGCCCCCAGAUGCCCUUGAGUGAGGCGGUUUGUCCCGGCCUUCACUUGCACACCUGUCCAGUGGGGCCUCCAGCCCUAAACCCUCCUGGGGUGGGUAUAAAUGAGGUUCGAGGAGAGGGCACUGCCACAGUCUUGGAAACGCCAGCUCCCACCACCCCCUUGCCGCUGCAGAGAACACCAGAGCUUGGAAGAAAUUCAAGCCCACAUCACCCAACUGCUCAGACCGGUGCGGCUCCUGGAGGAGCCAGUGGUGACUCCGGGCGCAGCCUGGCACCCUCAAAGGGCACGCACUCCUUCCAGCACUGGAUUGUUCUUCACCCACAGGGGCCAGUGCUUCUCUCCCCGGCUGGCCUCGGGGACCCUCUCAUUACAGCCUUCAUUCUAGGACCCCAUCUCUGAGUGUACGAGAAUAAAGGAGAAUCUGGUGGCAUUAG
This is a messenger RNA of Ceratotherium simum simum (southern white rhinoceros), 1747 nucleotides long. The record is from RefSeq and is a predicted model, not a curated record. Lineage: Eukaryota; Metazoa; Chordata; Mammalia; Perissodactyla; Rhinocerotidae.